AUGGAAAUGAACAGGUUGCGGUCAAUGAUUAAGGAUCGUAUGAGUAAUAAUGCUAAGAAAUACUUCGAACCAUUGCUCAAAAUAGCUGACGAAAAAGAGCAAAAGGUCUCACAAGUGGUUUCCGGUGCUGGUUCAAGCAAACUUCUUGCCGCAAUACCUCAGGGAAAGAGCAAGAGUAGUGAAAAGGUCGAUAGCCUUGGCAAAGAAAUAGAACAUGAAAGAACCAGCAAUGAAAAGAAGGGAACGUCUAGCUUAAGGGUGAAACGAAUGUUGGAUCCAACCGAAGCCUCUCAACCUAAUCAAAAGCCGACGUUAUCGACGAUUGCUGGUUUGCUGAAGUCUGCAAGCGAAGAAAAGGUAUCCAAGCCGCCGAAGGCCCAAAAGAAGCCGAGCAAAGAAGAACACAGUCCGGAAGUCCAGGGUAAACUCACAACUGCAGAAGCGCCAAAGAAAGCGCCACCUUCACCUAAGAGCCCUUCAAAAGAGGAAGAUACGACCUCGUCGACAUCACCUGCAGGAACAGUCAGAAAGAGGUCUAAGACACCUGAACGGAAACCACCCAAUGAGAAAAGCUUACCCUUGCCGCAAGUGGUUGUUACUUCAGAGUCGCCUGUACCUGUCACCACGACUAAGGCAGCAGAGACUACAGCAGAAGUAAAACCGUCUGUUUCGAUCAGGAAGAGAUCAAAAACGCCCGAAAGAAAGUCGCCGGAAGCUAAGAAACCAAAUAUCCCUGAGGUGUUAGUAACCUUGCCAACGAAGAGCACAUCCACUGUCGAAGAGAAGACCUUCAGCUCUUACAGCUCAAAGAGUACGGGAAAUAGUCUACAAAAGAAAGGAAUUUCAAAGCCCGUGGAGAGUAAAAUCAUUUCGAAUGCUGAGAACGGCAAAAAGAAGCCGGAAGCUGUCGAUACUGCCGAUUCUCCACUCAAGAGAGUUGCGAGUGCUGGAAAUCCUGCACCAGAUGCGGAGAAAGCGGAACGUAGGUCAUUGUAUGACAAGAAGUUGACUCCGACUGAUGUCAGUGCUGCCAAACCACCGAGGCCGACAUCUCCAGUAGAUUCGGCAGAAAAGACAUCACUGAAGAAAACCAAAUCGCCAUCACCUGGAGGGCAAUCUAUCUCUAGUACUGCUGCUAGCACAGAUGAAGGUUCUACUAAGAGCAAGGGUACAGAGCUGAAAACGCGGGCUUCUUCCAGCGAGCGAACAACUGCCGAAAAGCCCAGUGAUCAAGAGCCUAGCUCAUUGAAGGUAAGGAAGUCAUCGGCUCCUGAGGCAAUCAUCACCACACCUCCCAAGAAGACUGUGUUGGGAGCUCCUCAGAAUCCUCCCAACGACGUCAGUAAGACUACGCCGAACCGUAUACAACGAUUUGGUAGCUCAGAAAGCGGUGAAAGUACAAAAGAAAAUCGAAGUGUGGAGGAAAAGAAGCCGACAAGACAGGUGAGUGUUGCUGCGUUCAUAAACUAG
Molecule: messenger RNA, 1470 nt
Organism: Cooperia oncophora
Lineage: Eukaryota; Metazoa; Nematoda; Chromadorea; Rhabditida; Trichostrongylidae
Source: the annotation of a GenBank genome assembly